Molecule: messenger RNA, 683 nt
Organism: Musca vetustissima
Lineage: Eukaryota; Metazoa; Arthropoda; Insecta; Diptera; Muscidae
Gene: Prosbeta1
Product: proteasome subunit beta type-6
Exons: 3
Coding region: 30-683 (217 amino acids)
Cellular component (GO): proteasome core complex
Molecular function (GO): threonine-type endopeptidase activity
Source: RefSeq, a predicted model, not a curated record
AGAAAACCCAUUAAAAUAAAUCCCUAAACAUGGUUUUUGGAAAUGACUGGAUGGAUGCUGCCCACAGCACUGGUACCACUAUCAUGGCCGUGGAGUUCGAUGGUGGUGUUGUCAUUGGUGCCGAUUCACGUACCAGUACCGGAGUCUAUGUUGCAAACAGAGUCACCGAUAAAUUGACACGCAUUACUGACAAAAUCUAUUGCUGUCGCAGUGGUUCGGCUGCUGACACCCAGGCUAUUGCCGAUAUUGUUGCCUACUCACUGAACUAUCAUGAAAAUCAAACAGGCGAGGAGCCUUUGGUUGCGGAAGCUGCUUCCGAAUUCCGUAACUAUUGUUAUAACUAUAGAGAUUCAUUGGUAGCUGGUAUCAUUGUGGCCGGUUGGGAUAAAAAGAAUGGCGGUCAGGUGUAUUCGAUACCAUUGGGCGGUAUGUUGAAACGUGAAGCCUGCACAAUUGGUGGUUCGGGUUCGAGUUAUAUUUAUGGUUUCGUAAGGGAAUUCUUUAAGCCGAACAUGAAGAAGGACGAUUGUGUGGAAUUCGUUAAGAAAGCCGUCCGCCAUGCUAUGUAUCACGAUGGUAGCUCCGGUGGUGUUGUACGUAUUGGCAUUAUUACACAGGAUGGCAUUGAACGUAAAUUAUUCUUCAACACUGAAUCUGGUGAGGCCAUCGUUGCCGGUCAAUAA